Myripristis murdjan (pinecone soldierfish) is the source of this 5829-nucleotide messenger RNA. It is a transcript of the gene cacna2d1a, whose product is annotated as calcium channel, voltage-dependent, alpha 2/delta subunit 1a. Lineage: Eukaryota; Metazoa; Chordata; Actinopteri; Holocentriformes; Holocentridae. Gene Ontology annotation, cellular component: L-type voltage-gated calcium channel complex. The transcript is spliced from 40 exons. Gene Ontology annotation, molecular function: voltage-gated calcium channel activity. The coding region runs from base 30 to 3305 and encodes 1091 amino acids. The record is from RefSeq and is a predicted model, not a curated record.
CGAGAUUCUAGGGGGAAAUAAACCAAGCUAUGGAUACCUACACUUCCUCAAUCAGUCUACUUUUACUCCUGUCAACCAUUUCGUCCGUCUCGACCGGACAAUUCCCAUCAGCGCUCAUGGUAAAGGAAUGGGUGGACCAGAUGCAGAAAGAGCUGAUCUCACUGACAGACACAGCCAGCAGUAUGCAGAACCUAAUACAGAUAUAUCGUAACCAUAAAGCGCACUUCAGCGUGGAGUCCAACAACGCCCGAGAGCUGGUGGCGACUGCUGCAGGGAACAUCGAGAAACUGCUGGCCAACCGCUCCCGUGCCCUAAGGAGACUGGCAUCAGAAGCAGAGAAGUUUCAAAUGGAUCACAGGUGGAUGGACGACCCUGACGUCGACAAAAUGAUUUACUACAAUGCCAAAGAUGACCUUAAUCAGACAGACAAGAAGAACCGGUACGUUCCAGAUGAUUUCCACACAGACCCUGACUUCAAACGACUGGUCUCCUACAACACAACAGCCGUCCACAUUCCCACGGACAUAUUUGAAGGCUCCACCAUCAUUCUGAAUGAGCUAAAUUGGACAGAAGCCUUGGAGGAUGUUUUCCGAAAAAACAAAGAGGAAGACCCCUCACUCCUGUGGCAGGUCUUUGGCUCUGCCACCGGAUUGGCUCGCUACUACCCAGCAUCCCCUUGGACUGACUCAAGCAAACCAGCCAAUAAGAUUGACCUUUAUGACGUGCGCAGACGACCGUGGUACAUUCAGGGGGCGGCGUCACCCAAGGACAUGCUGAUCCUGGUGGAUGCGAGUGGCAGCGUCUCCGGUCUAACCCUCAAACUCAUCCGAACAUCUGUCGGCGAGAUGCUGGAGACCCUCUCCGACGACGAUUACGUGAACGUCGUCUAUUUCAACAACAAGGCCACCCAGGCGGCGUGCUUCAAGAACCUCGUGCAGGCCAACGUCAGGAACAAGAAGAUCCUGAAAGACGCCGUGCACAGCAUCACCGCCAAGGGCAUCACCAACUACAGAGGCGGCUUCGAGCUGGCCUUCAAGCAGCUCGAGCUGACGAAUGUGACAAGAGCCAACUGUAACAAGAUUAUCAUGCUCUUCACCGAUGGCGGAGAGGAGAGGGCGCAGGAAAUCUUCGACAAAUACAACCAUGACAAGACGGUGCGCAUCUUUACAUUUUCAGUAGGUCAACACAACUAUGACAAAGGACCAAUUAAGUGGAUGGCAUGCGCCAACAAAGGGUAUUACUAUGAGAUCCCGUCUAUAGGUGCCAUCAGAAUCAACACUCAGGAGUACUUGGAUGUGCUGGGCAGGCCGAUGGUCAAGGCUGACAAAAAAGCCAAACAGGUUCAGUGGACCAACGUCUACCUGGAUGCACUGGAGCUUGGCCUGGUGAUCACAGGAACACUGCCGGUGUUCAACAAGACCAACACCAAAGCUGACAAAGAGAGAGGCAUGAAGAAACCUCAAAACCAACUCAUCUUGGGGGUGAUGGCUAUCGAUGUCUCCCUGGAGGAUAUCAAGAGACUGACACCUCGCUUUACUUUUGGACCAAAUGGCUACUACUUCGCCAUUGACCCCAACGGAUAUGUGCUGCUCCACCCAAAUCUCCAGCCAUCGACUGCCAAGUUUGAGAAGCCCGUAACACUGGACUUCCUCGAUGCAGAGUUGGAGAGCGAGACCAAAGUUGAGAUAAGAAGAAAAAUGAUCGAUGGUCUGACAGGAAAUCACACAAUACACACGCUGGUGAAAUCCCAAGAUGAGCGCUACAUUGACCGAGGUCAGAGGGCAUACACCUUUGCGCCAGUGGUGGGCACAGACUACAGCCUGGCCCUGGUCCUUCCAGAGUACAGUCUGCAUUAUAUCCGGGCUACAAUCGGCGACACAAUCACCCAGGCAAAAUCAUUUUUGGCUAAAGAUGUCUCCGAAAGUCUGCUGGCGGACAAGUUUGAUGAGUAUGGCUAUACAUUCAUUGCACCAAGGGAGUACUGCAAGGACUUAAAACCACCUGACAAGAAUGAAAACAACACAGAGUUCCUCAUGGAGUUCAACAAUUACAUUGACAGGAAGACUCCAAACAACCCCAUGUGCAAUGUGGAGCUGGUGAACCGCCUACUUUUGGAUGCUGGCAUCACUACUGAUCUGAUCAAGAUUUGGAAGGAAAAAGAGCUGCAGCACGGUGUCUUGGCCAGAUUUGUUGCCACUGAUGGAGGGAUCACACGAGUCUACCCCAAAAGUGCUGGGAUGUAUUGGAAGGAAGAUGCAGAAACAUAUGAAUCAAGUUUCUAUAAGCGGAGUUUGGACAAUGAUCUGUACAUCUUCACACCAACACCCUACAAUGCUAAAGAGAAUGGGAGUGACGACUCAGUCCUGGUGAGCAGAGCAGUAGAUGUUACCAUUAAUAAUAUAACGCUGAAACCAGCUGUGGUCGGCGUGAAACUUGACAUCAGUGCCUGGAUGGCGAGCUUCAUCAACACCACGCUCAGGACUAAUUGCAACGAUGAGAUCUGUGGCUGCCAGCGAAAUGAUGUGUACGUGGACUGUGUCAUUCUGGAUGACGGAGGCUUCCUGGUGAUGUCCAAUCGGGAUGAUUACAUUGAUCAGAUUGGGCGUUUCUUUGGUGUGAUCGACCCCAUCCUGAUGGUGAGCCUGGUCAACUCGUCCCUGUUCACCUUCAAGAAGACCUUCGACUACCAGUCAAUCUGUGACCCUGAGAAGGAGAGCAAGGCGGCGGCAGGCCUGCGAUCCGUCUACGUGCCCACCAUAGCAGAUAUUUUGAACUUUGGAUGGUGGGCGUCCGCUGCAGCCUGGUCAAUAUUGCAACAGUUACUUGUCAGCAUCACGUUUCCUAAUUUACUGGAAGCAGCUGACAUGGAUGAUAAAGCAUCAGACGCCAUGACCAAAGACACUUGCAUCACGGAGCAAACUCAGUACUUCUUCGAGACCAGUGAUCGGACUUUCCGAGGCACAGUGGACUGUGAAAACUGCUCCAGGAUCUACCAUGCUGAAAAGCUGCCCAAGACCAACCUGGUCUUUAUCAUCGCUGAUGCAAAACACACCUGCCUCUCAUGUGACGCCAAGCCAUUAAUACAGGAUGAGCAGCAAUCUAACGGCCCUGAUCCCUGUGAACUGGCUCAGAAUCCACGGUACAGGAAAGGUCCCUCAGUUUGUUUCGAUAACAAUGAAAACGAGGAUGACUUUGACUGUGGCGGGGCAUCCAGUCUGAGUCCCUCACUCUGGCAAAUGGUGGCCCUCCAGGUGGUCUUGUUCUGGGUUCUGACCGGCUCCAGACACCACGCCAUCCCCUCAUGACCUCUGAUCCUGCUGGUCUAGCCCCCCUUGCUCCUGACGACAGCUUGCCCCCCUCCUGUAUCUCCACCAACCAGCAUGCAACACCGCCGCCUAAAUGAUAAACACCUGAUGAGAAACAGUUGUAACAAAACAAUCAAAAAAAAAAAAAAAAAAAAAAAAAAAACCUACCAGUCCCAUGUCCUGCCAGUUCCCUCUUUUGAUUCCUUCGUUUUCAGGGGUUUCCUCAUCUCAUUUCACCAGGAGCGAGGGCACAAAUGAGGAAAGCAAAUGCUUACUGGAAGAUGACAGUCAAAGGAUAAGCGAGAACUUGACCUUUGAUCGCCCUUGACCCCUCCACUACUCCAAGCCAUCUGAGAUUAGAGGAAUCCAGAGAUGAAUACUGAUUGGCGACUACUGAACUUUCUUUGGCUUGAUGUACCUCACCAGGGCUACAGUUUGGACUGCCUUACAGUGCCGGAGGGAUUUCUAAGUCCAGAUGUGGGGGCCUGCGGUUCACCGAAGAUGUUGAGCAUUUUUAUGCCACACUGCCAGAAACAGUGCUGCCCUUUGCAAAUGUAUGUUAUGUCAUUUAGCUAAUUUAUUUUGAAUGGAUUUGCAGUGGCUAGUUACUCAGUAGUUAUUGUUUUGUGGUUCAGUUUUUGGCUAAGAUUGCAAUAAGAGAUCACAAGCUCUUGCCCUUCCUUUGGGGUUUGAAAUUUGGAUGUUGGUGGCGACGUUUGCCUUUCAGGCUCAUUUUUUUAGAGGUUUUUAGUGAUUCCCAGAACUUUUUCUCAAAGUAUCCGAAGGCUCAGAGAGACGCAGCUGCUUUACUUUUCACCCGGUAUUCUCUCAUGUAGAUACGUGCUGUAAUGAAAAUCAUGUUCAUUCUGAUAUUCGUGCGCAUAACCCAACCCCUCAGCUGCCACAGACCACUAUGUCUCCCAAGUGUGAGGAUUUCGACUUCAUGGUCAGCUAUCUAACAUCAGCCCUGAUCAGGUUUGGUAAAUGUCUCUGGAUUUCCCGCCUUGAUGUCGGAUUGAUCCAAUGAAAACUUUGUUGCCAUAGCGCGCAUUGACCUACCAGGAGAAGCCUGGCUGGUCUGGUGUGUGUGCGUGUUGGACAAAAUCUCUAGUGCCAUGUGGACUGUGUGACUCAGAUGAACCCUUUAUCUCUGUAGACUGUGUGGCUGCCGAAUGCAAGGAAGUGUAUAAUUUAUUUAUUUUACUGUUUAUUAUUUUUAUUUUUAUUUUUUUGAAUGAAGGGUCAGGAUAGCAUGCUACUGUACUGUAAGAAGUGUAUUUGUACUAGCUGCUGUCAGAUUUUUUGUUUUUAAAAAUGACUACUAUCUGUACUUCAGUUCAAAACGCUAACAUUCAACCAUCAGUUUAUCAACUUUGUCUGGCUUUGGCUUUGUCUGUUUGUCUUCACACAUUACUGCCCAAUAUCAGAGUAUAUCUGCCUGCCUAAAAGAACAAUCUCUUUAACUAUCCAUAAAAUUAUGAGGGUUUUCCUUCCGCAAUUUAUUAUCUUGUAGCAUGUGAAACACACUACACAAGUUCAGCUGAAUCCAGUCGAUUAUGGUUAUGAUUCUUAACGCCUGGAGUUAAUUUUUUAUACUCCAAUGAGAGUUCAGCUUGUUUCAUUUGGUGUGCCUUCUUGUGUGGUAGUUACAUAUGAAACUUACCUAACUUAAGUGUGAUUUGCUGAUGACUGAAAUGACAACAUUGAAAAAAAAUUUGUCUUGAUUCACCAGAAACUCGUACAAGUGCAGUGCAGUCAGUUGUGCGCGUUGAUGUUUUAAAAAUGCACUAAUCAGCAAACUCAUUCCUUCAGAGAAAACAGGCUGCCGAAAAAAUAUAGCAAAUAACACAAACGUGCCUCAAAUUUCACAGGACCAAAUUCUUAGAGCAGCCUUUCCAAAUUACAAUGCAGCUCUGGGUAUCCUUGAUGAGGAUAAAAGUCAGAUUGGGUUUCUUUGUAGCAGAUUUCAAACACUUUAUUAAUGUCAGCGUGAAAAUAGAAAUCUGAAGGUUAAACAGACAGUAUGUAAAAUGAUGCUGGGUGUUUUUGGUUUAUUUAUUGACUUCUUUACAUAUGAUAUAGAGGAUAAGACUAGGACAACACAAAAAAACAGGAAUAAAUAUAGGAAAAAGGCAGGAAAGCAGAAAAUCAAUGGCGGUAAUAAGUUUGAAAUCCUUAAAACGAAAUCCUUAUUGUCAGUGAUGCAGCUGCACUUGCAGGAUGAUCUGAAAUCAUGGUUUUGUGGGCAAAGCUACUGGUCUCUAAGAUUAAUUGUGCUAUUUGAUAAUUAUGUGCAUUAUUGUCUGUUCCACAUAAGAAUUGACAAUCAUUUAUUGUGAGUGACAUAUAUUUGUAAUACCUCAUUAGUUUGCUGAUAACGCUGAGGCCUGCCAAAACAGUGAUGGAUCUGAGGGACGUUCUCAAACACAUUAUCACAUAAAAAAAAUAAAUAAAUAAAAAAAAAAACAAGUGACGCAGGAUUGCAGGAAACCACAUCGUUAAUUCUAUGUGAAGACGGAAACCA